GGUGGACUUAUAAGAGCUCGCGAACUUGGCUCCGUUUUAGCUACAAUUCGGUUACACCUAGGAUGCAUUGAAUAGGCUAAUAAUUUAUUCAUUUUCAAAAAUAGAUUUAAGAUAAGGAAGGAAAAUGCUGAUCAGUAAUUAUAAAUGUUUAUGAUAUUAUUUUAUAAUUAGUUGUUUUAAAUAGUAAAUUCAAACAAUUAGCUAAUCAAUUAUACAUUAUUUCUUUUUCUUUUUUUUCUUUUCUUUUCUUUUUUUUUUUUUUUUGGAAUAGCGAGAUUUUAAUAAAAUGUGGUCGUGUGUAUUCACAUAUUCAUUAAUAGUUUGCCUCCUCGCUGAAACAUCUGCUCACUGGUUUGAGACUGAGGAGACUGUACCUGAACGGCUGAAUGAACGCACCGCUGGACGAGUGGCCAAAAGGAGUGAACAACAGCCCAGCUUCAGACUCACGGCUUUCGGACGGAAUUUCACCCUGAAUUUGACACCGGACAGCACCUUUAUAUCGCCAGCAAUGAAGGUUUAUCGCAUCAAAGCCACACCACUAAAAAGACUUGAGUCAGCUAGCAAGCUGACAGAUCUUUACAAGUCAUUGAAUCAAACAGAAGAGACUGGAGCAGAAUUAUUAAAAGGCUGUUUUUACACCGGCUCUGUUGACUCCAAUGAGGACUCUAUUGUUUCAGUCAGUUUAUGUCAUGGGAUUUUAGGAUCAUUUAUCACAGAUGGUAAAGAAUAUCUAAUCGAACCCAAACUUCUCGGCUUGGGAACAUCUGGAAAGUUAACUGAGCAGCUGCAUGUCAUUAAAAGAAGAAGUUUUACGAAGUCCCCUCAGGUGUCUGAGCCGCUGUCAGAUAUCAGAGAUGACGAUCAGAAUUUGAUGUCUAGACGCAGGCGUUUUGUCUCUACUCGCAGGUUUAUUGAGACUUUGGUGGUCGGUGACGCUUCCUUGACACAUUUCUAUGGAGACGAGAUCAAGCACUACAUGCUGACCUUGAUGUCAGUGGCUGCUCAGAUUUACAAGCAUCCCAGCAUUAAGAACUCAAUCAACAUAGUGCUUGUGAAGAUGCUGAUCGUGGAGGAUGAAGAGGUUGGUCCGUCCAUCUCCAGCAAUGGAGGCGUCACUUUGCGCAACUUCUGUGCCUGGCAACAGCUGUUCAACCCGCCCAGCCACAGGCAUCCUGAGCACUUCGAUACAGCCAUACUUUUUACUAGAGAGGACAUCUGUGGACAUCAGAGUUGUGACACUUUGGGUGUAGCUGAUGUUGGAACCAUGUGUGACACCAAAAGGAGCUGUUCUGUGAUUGAAGACAAUGGCCUUCAGGCUGCUUACACGACUGCACAUGAGCUAGGCCAUGUUUUGAGUAUGCCUCAUGAUGACACUAAGAACUGUGAGCAGCUUUUUGGAUAUCUUGACGAUCACCAUAUCAUGGCCCCUGUAUUCACUCAGCUCAGUAAGACCUUGCCUUGGUCUCCCUGCAGUGCUUUGUACGUCACAGAGUUUUUCGACAAUGGACAUGGAGACUGUUUACUGGACACCCCUGAGACGACAGUGGCUUUACCCACUGAGCUGCCAGGCAUAACUUACAGCCUGGACCGCCAGUGUCAACAGAUAUUUGGAGAGGAGUUUUCACAUUGUCCCAACACUUCAGCCAGUGAGGUGUGCGGACAGCUCUGGUGCCAGGGAGAAGGGCAGUCUGUGUGCACAACCAGGAACGGGAGUCUUCCCUGGGCAGAUGGCACGAGCUGUGGCCCCAACAGGACCUGCCUGAACAGUGCAUGCAUGUCCUCUGAGGAAGUCAUGAGGCCUAAGCCGGCUGUGGAUGGUGGCUGGGGUGAGUGGGGACCAUGGGAACCGUGUUCCAGAUCAUGUGGAGGUGGAGUAAUGUUCUCCUACCGAGAGUGCACCCGGCCAUCUCCUCAAAAUGCUGGAAAAUACUGUGUGGGCCAGAGAGUGAAGUAUCAGUCCUGCAACAAACAGGCUUGUGAGAAUAACCGAGGGAAAAGUUUCAGAGAGGAACAAUGCGAGAAGUACAACAAUCCAAAUCAUUUUGAUGUUCAUGGAAAUGUGAAGCAGUGGAUACCUAAAUACACUGGAGUAUCGUUGCGGGAUAGGUGUAAACUCUUUUGCAGAGCAAGGGGCAGCAGUGAAUUUAGAGUGUUUGCAGCUAAAGUAAUUGAUGGAACCUCAUGUGGUCCAGAUACCACUUCAUUUUGUGUGCAAGGCCAGUGUAUCAAAGCCGGUUGUGAUCUGGAGAUUGAUUCUAAUAAGAAGAUGGAUAAAUGUGGCGUAUGUGGUGGAAAUGGGCAGAGCUGCAGGAUGAUAUCUGGCUCAUUCAAUAAAGUCAUAAAUGGAUAUAGUGACAUUGUGACGAUUCCAAGUGGAGCCACUAACAUUGACAUCAAACAGCAGAUCCAUAGAAGUAUACCACACGAUGGGCAUUACCUGGCUGUACGAAGAGAAAAUGGUGAUUAUAUCUUGAAUGGCAACUUCUCUGUAUCCACAGUGGAGCAGUAUAUUCCAGUGCUGGGGGCUGUGCUGAAGUACAGUGGCUCAUCCACCACACUGGAGAGACUUCAGAGCUUCCACCAGCUACAGGAACCAAUCACAAUACAGCUGCUCUCCACCGCUGGGGAAACCAUCCCACCGAAGGUCAAAUACAACUUCUACAUCCCCAAAACCAUAACUUUUAGCAAACCCAAAGACAAAAAAAUUGCUGGCAAACUGAUUCAUCCAUUUGGGGUGCCACAGUGGGUCUCGGGCGAGUGGUCUGAAUGCUCCAAAACUUGUGGUUCAGGAUGGUCCAGGAGAAAUGUGGAAUGUAAAGACAAUGCUGGUUUUUAUUCAAACCACUGCAAUAAAGAUCUCAGACCCUCUGAUAUCAGGCCCUGCGCUGACCUGCCAUGUCCUAUAUGGCAAAUAGGGCCUUGGUCUUCAUGCUCACAAACUUGUGGCCACGGGGAUCGCCAGCGUAGGAUUCUCUGCAUUGAUUACGCUGGCAAAAUUGUGGAACCGAAGAACUGUGACCCUGCCAAGAUGCCUGAAUCAGUAUCUGAAAGGUGUUUCUACCAAGAGUGUUGAGGACAUCAUGCAGACUUUCAAAUUAUUCAGAGGUGAUAAAAUGCUCCAGAAACAAUAUAAAGAUCAUCAUUUGACCGUGAACAGGUUGGAGCAGGAAAUAUUUCGCUUUAGAUGGAAAUUUGAGCUUUUAUGAAUUUUGCACGGACUGAUCACUUUGGGUUUGGUUUUCCAGAUAUAGACGCAAUCUAAAUAUAUAUAUAUAUUUAUAACCACUAAGUUUGAUCUAAUAGAUCUCUACCUCAGCAAGCAAUGCUUUCUUGUAGUUUCCUUAACUUCUGUCGCCUAAUUGCUUUCUUAGAGCACUCCACAUAAAUUAUUUUUCAAGUAUGUCAUAUUAAAGAUUCUCAACAGUACGACAGUAAAUCAUUUCAGACAUAACAUUAAUGUCAGGCUGACUUUAUUUUAAAUAAGGACAGAAAUCAGUUCCAAUUUUUUUUGUAUGCCUAUUUGUACAUUCAGAUAUACCAAAAACUUUUGGAAUUACUAAAUUAUUAUUAUUUUUUUUUACUUUGAAUGGAAAGUCGCAAUGCAGGUGAUAUCAUUCUUUUUUAUUGAUUUACUUUGUGAUUGGGUCAGUAAUUUUUGAUUUUAGAUGAUUAAUUUUAGAUUAGUUAUUUUAUUUUAUUUUAUUUUUUUAUAAACCUUGGCUUGCAUUUAUCAGAGUCUUAUUUUCCCUUUCAGCGUUGAAGUGUAUCAAAAACACUUGAUGAAGCAUGAUCAUAUACAUUUUUAUAGCUAUUUUCAAGUAUAUUUAAAACUGUAUCAGAGGUUAAGAGUGGUUGAGCCUAAUUUAUAUUCUGGAACAUUAAUAAUUAAAGAUAGGUAAUUAGAUCUAGCUUAUGAAACUACUUAAAAAAAUUCCUUAAAAAACAUAAUGUUUGUUUCCAUUCAGAAGGUUGUAUAACUUAUGAUUUACUGUAGCUGUUAUUUGUAUUAAACACUGUUUUAUUUCAAAAGUGCACAUAACAAAUUGUUGUGAAUUGCUAUGUGAAUGAAAAACUGGAUGUUUGGAAAGAUCAGUCCUUACUGGUUUUUCAUACUUCAUGAGUUGAAAUAUCUGAAAGCUUGAAAGAACUGUGUAGAUGUAAACGAAAUAAAGAAGAAGAUGAAGAAAAAAAGUACAACAUAAAACUAAACUGAUAAAUGGUUAAUGCUCCUUUAAAAUGAUUACACACACACACACACACACACACACACGUUUGUUUUUGUGAAAAGUGGGUUCAUCCCAUAGGCGUAAUGUUUUUUAUACUGUACAAACUGUAUAUUCUAUGGGCCUACACCAACCCUACACCUAACCCUAACCCUCACAGGAAACUUGUGCAUUUUUACUUUCUCAAAAAAACUCAUUCUGUAUGAUUUAUAAGCGUUUUGAAAAAUGGGGACAUGGGUUAUAACCUCAUAAGUCACCCUCAUCUUGUAAUACCUGUGUCAUACCCAUGUCAUUAUACAGAGUUGUGUCCUGAUAUGUCAUAAAAACAAGAGCACACACACACACACACACACACACACACAUAUAUAUGAAUGUUAAUAUGGUAUUGACCAUCCCAGCUGUAGUCAUAUUAGUCAUAUUAAAAAUGCGAUAAAAUAUAUGAUCCCUUCAGUGAAGGAUUGUACUUUGUUACUUCUUCAUUGUAAAGUUAUUUAUUUUUGUAAAUUUUUAUUGUAUAAAAUGGGAUACAAAUUAUGCAGUGUUUCCAGAUGUUGCUUUCCUUUUGUUUUGUAACUUAUCAAUGAAAUGUCUGAAAAUAAAAAUGCUCAAACAU
Carassius gibelio (silver crucian carp) is the source of this 4836-nucleotide messenger RNA. Its product is annotated as A disintegrin and metalloproteinase with thrombospondin motifs 8. The transcript has 9 exons. The record is from RefSeq and is a predicted model, not a curated record. Gene Ontology annotation, molecular function: metalloendopeptidase activity; zinc ion binding. Lineage: Eukaryota; Metazoa; Chordata; Actinopteri; Cypriniformes; Cyprinidae. Gene Ontology annotation, biological process: proteolysis; extracellular matrix organization. Bases 287 to 3073 code for a protein of 928 amino acids.